This is a messenger RNA of Papaver somniferum (opium poppy), 2939 nucleotides long. RefSeq names its product origin of replication complex subunit 3-like. Gene Ontology annotation, cellular component: nuclear origin of replication recognition complex; nuclear pre-replicative complex; DNA replication preinitiation complex. The transcript has 2 exons. Gene Ontology annotation, molecular function: DNA replication origin binding. The record is from RefSeq and is a predicted model, not a curated record. NCBI's taxonomy places the organism in Eukaryota, Viridiplantae, Streptophyta, Magnoliopsida, Ranunculales, Papaveraceae. Gene Ontology annotation, biological process: DNA replication initiation; DNA replication. Bases 121 to 2544 code for a protein of 807 amino acids.
CACUUUCAUUUUCACUCCCUCUACUCACCUUCGAAGACCAACAGCCUAAAUCUAUAAUAAUCACAGGCGUCCAGCAGGAUUUUGAUUCUAAGGAUUUGAUUACUAUCAGUUACUGCAUACAUGGAGUCUGAAAGCCUAGAUUCUCCACCUGCAUCACCAAUUGCCGACAAUGGGGAAAACAAUCUUCAGCCUUUCUUUGUUCUGCACAAGGCAUUGCCUCAAAAAGGAAUUAGAAAAGCUUCUGGAACUGGAAAGACCAGGAGAAAGUUAGCGUCUCUAUCUUCUCCUAAAGCUGCAGAGAAAUCACAGGAAACCAAGCAAGUGGGAGAAGAUGAUUAUGAAGAGGUGCGUCUUGAGGCAUUUGAUUUGGUUUGGACUAAGAUUGAUACAACUAUCAAGGAUGUUUUGAGGAACAUCAAUAUCAGCGUAUUUGAUGUGAUACACCAAUGGGUUUGCGAAUCAUUCUCUUCAAUCAAAUCUGCUGGAACCCCUGGUGGCCUACAUUCAUACCCUCCACUGACCGAUAUCACUUGCAAACAGAUUUUUACUGGUUUUGUGCUGACGAAAAAUGUGGAGUUUGUUGAUGAUUUGCUGACAUUUAAAGAACUAGCCAUGCAUUUGAAAUAUUAUGAUUCUCACGUGGUUACUCUUUCAUCAAUGGACUUCACUGCCAAGAGUGGAAUUGGUGGGUGUCUUAGAAGUCUGCUGAGGCAGUUGAUUAAGUUCACUCCAGAUGCAGCUGAUAUAAGUAUCUUAGCGCAAUGGUAUUCUGAACCAGCAAACAAUGGAAAUCCCAUACUUGUGAUCAUUGAUGAUAUGGAAAGAUGCAAUGGAUGUGUCUUAUCUGAGUUCAUCUUAAUUUUGAGGGAGUGGGUGAUAAAGAUUCCAGUCAUCUUAAUAAUGGGAGUUGCUACAACCAUCGAUGCUCCUAAGAAGUUACUUACGUCCAAUGCACUGCAAUACCUCUCACCAUGUAAGUUCACUUUAGGUUCCCCAUCUGAGAGAAUGGAUGCAAUCAUGGAGGCUGUUCUUGUUAAAUUAUGUAUGGGGUUCGACAUUGGACAUAAAGUGGCUAUUUUUCUGAGAAAUUAUUUUUUAAGGCAAGAUGGAACAGUUACAUCUUUCAUCAGGGCUCUGAAAAUUGCCUGCUCUAAACAUUUCUCAAUGGAACCUCUAAGUUUCUUAUGUGAAGGCUUCCUAAGUGAAGAUAGUCAUAGUUUCUGGAUGGAAAUGUGUGAAUCGCUGCCCGAAGAAAUGAAAAAGUGUGCUUUUGGUUUACAAUCUUGUGAACUUAUGGAUGACGUCACAAGUAUGAGCACUGAAACGUUCGUUUCUGGUUUGUCAGAGUUAAAGAGCUUGCGGAAAGACUGGAGUUCUGUGGUUUUGUGCUUGUUUGAAGCUGGAAAGUUUCACAGAAUAAAACUAUUUGAUAUUUUUUGCGAGGCGCUUGAUCCUAAUCGUCAGACUGGUGCUGUUGAAGACCGGGUAAAAGCUUCCUCAAGUAGUAUUUUUCUGCAUAGUGAAGAACAGUUUGGUCCUUGGAAAACAGGUUUCAUAUCUCAGGCAGUACGUAGGAUAAAGGAUCUUCCGCCUGCACAAUUAUCUCAAUUGCUUCAGAUUUGGAGAAAACACACCGAAGGGAUUACAGAGAUAAAUGUCAAAGUGGAAGAGUUGCUAUCAAUGUUGGAUUUUGAUGGUGAAAGCAAGAGUAAGAAACAAGACGGGAUUGGUUCACCCAGGAAGCCAACAUCUAACAGUGAAAUCAAGAGUCCAAAACACACUGAAGGGACUUUAGUGAUAGAUAUCAAAGUGGAUACACAAAACGGGAUUGGUUCACCCAGGAAGCCAACAUCUAAUGGUGAAAUCAAGAGUCCAAGAAAAGGUAGGAUAGGUUCACCCAGGAAGGUAACAUCUCCUUGUGAAAGCAAGAGUCCUAAAAGAAUAAGGAUUGGUUCGCCCAAGAAGGCAGCAUCUCGCAACCAUCUGAAUGUAGAAAAAGACAAGAAAGCAGUGAAUUUGAAAGCUGUUAAGUUACUGGAGAGUAUGGUUAAGAAGUAUCUGAAGCCGAUUGAGUCUUUGCCGUUCCAUGAAAUUUUUUGCUUUAAGCACGUCGAUAUAUUGCAGUCAGCUUUGAUCGGAGAUCCAAGGAAAAUGAUUCAAGUUGAUCUUCUCAAAUCUCACACCUAUCUCCAUUGCAGUUGUUGUAACAAGAGCGGAGAUUCUCUGUUACCAUCGAUGAAUGAUACCUCAAUUAUCUAUCAAUUGGCUCAAGAACAUGGUGAUCUGAUCAAUCUCCAUGACUGGUUUCAAUCAUUCAAGGCUAUAAUUCAUCCUCAAAGUAAUACCAAAAAAGGUAAGCGAAAGUUGCAGAUGUCACCAUUAUCUAAAAAGAGAAGAGUUACAGUUGAGGUUGAGUCCAUUAGUGAAGCUUCAAUUCAGGCGAGGUUUUGUAAAGCAGUUACAGAGCUACAGAUUACAGGGUUGCUUCGGAUGCCAAGUAAGCGAAGACCCGAUUUUGUGCAAAGAGUUGCCUUUGGAUUUUAGGCGUCCAGACAUCCUAGGCAUAGAGAAUUUUCCAAAAUGCAGAAUGCAUAAACAAUACUGUUGAGUUCAAUUUGUAGGUGGCCAGACUGUAAAAAAGUUUCCACCUGCGGCCCAGAGAAGCUGCUAUUGGUAAGUGGUGCAUUUUUUACACUGAUUGUUGUUUUUAUAACCCAUGGAAGAAGGGUUUUCACUGAAGUCUUGCUCUUUUAGUAUGUGUUCAAGCAUUCAAUGUGGAGAUAGAUCAGAUAUAAGAAGGAUUAAAACUGACUUAUCAGAGUGUCAGCUCAUUUUUCCCCGAAUUUAUUUUUGUAUGAAAUGGAUGUUGUAUUUUUGAGUCAGUGGCCUAGUCUGAUUCAAACAAGUAUUGAUUUUAAUUUGAUUCAUGGUAGUCAAUA